UAGGUAUUUCAUUGCUUUUUAUCUUUGAUUGUUAUCAAACUACGUUCUUCAAAGUGACAGGGGUAUGUUCAAUAUGUAGAAUUGAAUAAUGUCAAAGAGAAUUGGCAGAUUGUUAAAGAAGAUAAAUAUUGCCAGAAGGUACUGAAGAGAAUAACUUUCAGGGUCUUUGCAAUACGUCUUACGUACCUGUACAUAUUGGUUGUGGUGGUGGUGGUGGUGGCGGCAGCGUCACUCGGGGCCCGUUUCCCAUUAGUUCGUGUAAGUCUGUGCAGUGGAGCUCAGUCAGUAGACAGUCAGCACUAGCUCGAUCAUCUGGUUAGUGAUCAUCGAGGUAUUAUUCUUGUGUGCCUCGAUCUCACAUAUUUUGUCCCAAAUGACAAUAAAAUUUAACCGGCGAACCCACGGCUUAUGUGAUACCUGAAAAUAUCAGAUGAUUUGUUUGUUUAUACAAGUGUACGGAUGAUUAGACAUUUUUUUAUCAGCAUCGUAGUUUGGUUGUUGACGUUUGCCAAAGGUCUAGUCGAAUUGGGACUUAUCAGAAGACUGCUACAAUACAUUUGAACAUAAUUCGGAAGGAAGGGGUGCGUCGCUAGAGCGUUUGACCGGGAAAUGACUAUAUCCUACGCUAGCGAAGUACCAAACGGAUCCAGCUUUGGCUGUUUCUGGCGGAUCCUCAUCAAAUGGCGAGGAUCAGUGUAUAAACUCAUUUGGAGAGAACUUCUGGUCUACCUCUUUUUGUAUUAUUUGAUCAACUUUACUUAUCGAUAUGUACUUAACGACGAACAACAGAAGAUAUUUGAAAAGAUUCGUUAUUACUUUGGCAACUCCAGUGAGUCUAUACCAAUGUCCUUUGUCCUGGGAUUCUACGUAAGUCUUGUAGUGAAGAGAUGGUGGGAUCAGUACAAGCUUCUACCCUGGCCAGACAACUUAGCUCUGUUCAUCAGUGCAGCCAUUCCUGGAAACGAUGAAAGAGGCCGAUUGAUGAGACGUAAUAUAGUCAGAUAUGCAGUACUUGCUUAUGUUAUUACUCUUCAAAGGAUAUCAUUGAGAGUUAAGCGAAGAUUUCCAACUCUCCAGCAUAUUGUAGAUGUAGGUUUAAUGAUGGAGUCAGAGAAAAAAAUUUUCGAGAUGAUGAACAAAAAAGCAGCAAUGUCUAAAUACUGGAUGCCGCUAGUGUGGGCAACAAAUAUAAUAAAUAGAGCAAGGAAAGAAAAAUUAAUAGAUAGUGACCAAGUCGUUCAGACUCUUCUGGUGGAACUCAGUGACAUUAGAAAAAGAUUAGGUGCUCUAAUUGGUUAUGAUACUGUUUGUGUUCCUCUAGUUUAUACUCAAGUCGUUACGCUAUCCCUUUAUGCCUACUUCUUUUCAGCACUUUUAGGCCGUCAAUUUGUGGUACAUUCAGCAGGAGCUGGAAAGUAUGAAGAUCCAGAUAUGUAUUUUCCAGUAUUUACAACUCUUCAGUUUUGCUUUUACGUUGGAUGGCUAAAAGUAGCUGAAGUUUUAAUUAAUCCAUUUGGAGAAGACGAUGACGAUAUUGAACUCAAUUGGCUCAUUGAUCGUCAUAUAAAGGCCAGUUAUAUGAUUGUGGAUGAGAUGCAUGAAGAGCAUCCAGAACUUUUAAAAGAUCAGUAUUGGGAUGAAGUUGUGCCAAAAGAUUUGCCAUAUACUGUAGCAAGUGAACAAUACCGACGUGAAGAACCAAAAGGUUCUGCAGAGCAUUACAAAAUUAAAGAAAGCGACGCUCUUUAUGCGAACGUGAUGUUAGGUACUCAAAUUCAUAGCAUUAAUCAACAUAGAAAAGCACAUCAAGAUGAUAUGUAUGCAGAUUAUGAAAGCGUGGAUACACCUUUAGUUGAACGAAAAAAGAAUUGGCUUCAACGUCAAAUUACUAGAAUGGGUUCCGUCAGAAGUUCAUCAACAACUUAUAGUAGCAAUGGAGGAUUUUUUUCUCGAAAUAGACACAAUAGUGUAUAUAGUAGUCCUGAAAAUGGUGGAUUACCUCAGAAUAAUUCCAAUUCUGGAACAAAAAUUUCUUUGUAUGAUCGAUUAGUCGGUAGAAAGAGUAUUAGAAGCCAGCGAAUGGGUCGUCAAGGAACGAUGACGAAAUUAAAUGCAGUGCCAGUGUCUCUAAAAAACCGACCUAGAAUUCCAACACCAGAUGUAACAAAGGAAGUAAUAGAUCGUGAACAAAAGCUAGCACUCUCAGCAAGUAAUGCCGCAAAUAUUGGAGCUGGAGUUGUAGGUGUGGGUGUUGUUCCAACUAAUGGACACUAUCCACACGACAUUUCAGUAGUUCAAUUAGUUUUAUCGCCAAUUGCGGAAACUGAAGGUACUCCUGCAUCUGGAAAAGGUGGAACCGCUGCUCUAGCUCAAGCAGUGUUGCCUCCUACAUUGACUAGUGCCGGAUUUGCGGCUCCUGUCACUUUAACUCCAGUGACAAUUAGUCAGUUAUCACAGUUGGGAAUAGGCACCACAGUUGCAUCGCCUAUGCCACGAACGAGUGAGGUACAAGCUUUUCAUCAAGCCACAUUGACUGAAGUGAACAGUAGUGAAGAAGAAGGAUCAACAAGUUUAAGUAUUAUCACAAGUUCGAAAAAUUCAACAACAGCUGAAGGUCAAGAAGAUCGGUCAACACCUUUAAUUGGAGAACGUCAGAGUCCAAUUGGAAGUCACGGAAGCACCCCUACCUUUGACAGUUACAAUGAACGUUCAGCUAUUUUAAUGAGUCCUGAUAAGCUCAGUGGAUAUACCGUAAAAACACCACCAACAUCACCAGAAGCCCGUUCAAAAGAUUCUAACAGUGAUGCAAGAGGAAAACGAUCAACGUCACUUCCAAGUCCUCCAGCAAUGAUGCAGCUGCGAGAUGAUCGCAGUAUGUCCUUACCUCACUCGCCUGGAUCUGAUCGUAAUGAGUUACGACCAAUAUCUGCUACCAAUAAACAUGUAAAUCCGGUAAUUGGAGGGCUUAAUUCAAUAAAUCAAGAGGGAAGACAAAGGACUAGUAGUGUGGGAAGAGAACUCUCUCGACCACGCCAUCAAGAACCUCAUAGAAGAAUCAGUACUCCUGCCACAACUAAUUCAUCUAUUUUAACUUCUGGAAAUAUUCAGAGGUCGAAUAUUCCUGAAGAUAAUAGAGGCGAAGUCUAUGUUUGAUUAUUAAUUUCUGAUAGAUGAAUUAAUAAUUUGAUUUAGUGAAUCUCAUUAGUGUGAAUUUUUUGUAUAUAAUAUUUAUACGUUGCCAAUUUUGUUGAAAAAGUGGAUAUUAAUAAGUAAUGUUACUUGUUGUUAAGCUUCCAGUAUAUUUUGAUGAUAUUAUUUUGUGAUAUACGAAUAAUAUAUGAAUUAAUCGCUAAUGAUGUAUCUAUAUCUACAAGUGUAUAUAAAAUGUUGUAUUUAUAGUCGAGAAAAUGAGACCUUCAUUUGGUGUUUGAUGCCAUAAUAAUUAUUUAUUCAAGGUCUCAGAAAACAUAAAAGGUUUUCUACGUUUUACCAGUAGCCAUAAUAUCAUUUAGAAUAAUUAAUAUGUCCAAAUGGAGUGUAAAUGUUUCACCUACAGUAUUUAUUGCUUAGGAAGAUUAUUUGAUUUUUUAGCUGGUGCUCAUAUAUAAUUAUUGAUAGUUAUUUCUAAGAUAUUUUAAUAAUUAAUUAUAUAUUUUUAUGUACUUAACCAGAUUAAUUAAUAUGAUAGCUCAAUUGAUUAAGCAAUAAUCCAUACGUCCAUUACAUUGUAGGGAGAAAUUAAUUAUACUUUUGUUGAUAAUUAUACUUUUCGCAAUAUAUCGACAAUAGAAUUAAGAAAUAAUUUUAUUACAGAAAUAUAAUGAAAUAUUCUCGUAGAUAAUUAUGUAAAUAUCUAUAAUGUGCAAUCAAUUAAAUACUAUUUAAUUUAUCAUUUUUAUCCAGGAAUACAUAUCCCACGAAGACUUACUUACCAUAAGAUUUGAGUCUAUCGUGUAAAAAGUUUAUUUUAUUUACAGUAUUUGUAUAUAGUAAUGAUUAUAAUGAUAACUAUAAAUAUUCAUAUUGUAUAACUAAGUGAGUAAUUUUUAAAAUUAUUAUU
Messenger RNA from Chelonus insularis, 4060 nucleotides. RefSeq names its product bestrophin 2 (gene Best2). Gene Ontology annotation, molecular function: chloride channel activity. NCBI's taxonomy places the organism in Eukaryota, Metazoa, Arthropoda, Insecta, Hymenoptera, Braconidae. Bases 610 to 3153 code for a protein of 847 amino acids. The transcript is spliced from 10 exons. The record is from RefSeq and is a predicted model, not a curated record.